AACAUAGUGAGACCCCAUCUCUUAAAAAAAAAAAAAAAGGUCUGUCCAAGCCCAGACAAAGUCUUCACUCCUUCCUGAGGCUCGAGGAAGCCCUCUCUCCCCAGACAUGGCCAAUAAGGGUCCUUCCUAUGGCAUGAGCUGGGAAGCUCAGUCCAGAAUUGAGAAGAAGUACGACGAGGGACUGGAGGAACGGCUGGUGGAGUGGAUCAUAGUGCAGUAUGGCCCUGAUGUGGGCUGCCCAGACCGUGGGCGCCUGGGCUUCCAACUCUGGCUAAAGAAUGGUUAUAAUAAUAAUAAAAAAAAUGGUGUGAUUCUGAGCAAGCUGGUAAACAGCCUGUACCCUGAUGGCUCCACGCCAGUGAACCUGCCCGAGAACCUGCCCUCCAUGGUCUUCAAGCAGAUGGGGCAGGUGGCUCAGUUCCUGAAGGCAGCUGAGGACUAUGGGGUCACCAAGACUGACAUGUUCCAGACUGUUGACCUCUUUGAAGGCAAAGACAUGGCAGCAGUUCAGAGGACCCUGAUGGCUUUGGGCAGCUUGGCAGUGACCAAGAAUGAUGGGCACUACCGUGGUGAUGCCAACUGGUUUAUGAAGAAAGCGCAGGAGCAUAAGAGGGAAUUCACAGACAGCCAGCUGCAGGAAGAAAAGCAUAUCAGGGCAGCAACAGAGGGGCCUCCCAGGCUGGCAUGACAUGCUACAGACGACCUUGGCAGAUCAACAGCCCUGCCCUCCCCCAGCUCCUUGGCUGCAGCCAUCCCGCUUAGCCUGCUUCACACAUACCCAUGUGGUACCUUUAGCUCUGGCCAAGCUUUGAGGCUCUGUCACUGAGCAAUGGUAACUGUAGAUGGGCAGCUCUUCCCCAGUCCCCCCAGCCUCAGCCCAACUUCUUACCCAAAAGCAUCACUGCCCUGGCCCCUCCCUCCCGGCUACCCCUGCCACCUCUACUGUCUCCCCGCCCUGCACCUCCUCUUCCCACCCCCCUGGGCUAAGCAGGGGAGAAGUGGGCUGGGGGUAGCCUGGAUGUGGGGCAAGUCCACUGUUUUCCUUGACGGCAAAAGCCCAUUGAAGAAGAACCAGCCCAGCCUCCCCCUAUCUUUUCCUGGAAUAUUUUUGGGGUUGGAACUCAAAAA
Cercocebus atys (sooty mangabey) is the source of this 1128-nucleotide messenger RNA. RefSeq names its product transgelin-like. Bases 107 to 688 code for a protein of 193 amino acids. Lineage: Eukaryota; Metazoa; Chordata; Mammalia; Primates; Cercopithecidae. The transcript has 2 exons. Gene Ontology annotation, molecular function: protein binding. The record is from RefSeq and is a predicted model, not a curated record.